AUGGAAGAAGGUUAUACCUAUGCUAAAAAACACACAAUUGUAUAUGAGUGGGUGAUAAAUAAAAUCAGCUCGCGUAUGGAAUUCAUAGAAGAUCAACCUCUCACUAUUUUAAAAUCGUCAGUAUUUUCUACACGAGCUAAAAUAAUAACUAAGUGGUGCCUUAAAUUGUAUUUCAAUAAUGGUACUCCAGAAAAUGAAUAUAAAGAUUUUUUGGGAUUAUUUAUAAGUAAUGUCGCAAAUGAUUGUGUAAAAGUUCGUUUUUCAAUUUGCAUCUUAGAUAGUCAACAGGAAAAAUGUUCGGUAAAAGAUCGUGACUUUACUUUGAAUGUUAAAGAUACUAAAGGUUUUAAUGAAUUUUUGGAAAAAGAAACAUUAUUGGCAAAUAAAUCUGUAUUGAUACCCAAUGAUACAUUGACAAUAUUGGCUGAAGUGACUGUUGUUGAUGAUGAAGUAAAGCUAAUUCCAGUCGAAAAAUCAUUGAUUAAUCCAAAAAGUAAUUUAUCAAGAGAUUUGAAAGUUUUUUACAACAGUAGAGAAUUCAGCGAUACCACUAUUGUUAUUGGAGAUAAAAAAAUUAAAGCUCACAGAUUAAUGCUAAUAAUGCGCAGUCCAGUUCUAGCAGCAAUGUUUACUCACGAGCUGGAUGAAAAAAAAUCUAAUCAAAUUUUUAUAACAGACAUAACAGCUGAUAUCUUUGAGAAAGUCUUGGAGUUUAUUUACACUGACGAAGUUUCGGGUUUGAAUGCCAUCGCUGAAGAUUUGCUGGAAGCCGCUGAUAAAUACCAGAUAUUGUCACUCAAAGAGAUGUGUGAAGUAUCACUAUGCAAAACUUUGAAGCCUGAAAACGCCAUUAGAAGGAUGGACCUAGCUGACCGGCACAAUGCUCCGUUCUUGAUAAAAUACGUCACUAAAUGCAUCGUCACUGAUUCCAAGAAAAUUAUCCAGACCGAGGAUUUUGAGAAGUUUGAAAAAUCCAAUCCUUCUUUGGGAUUGACAUUGUUCAAGGAAAAGAUUGCAGCUGACGUUUAA
Molecule: messenger RNA, 1029 nt
Organism: Cotesia congregata
Lineage: Eukaryota; Metazoa; Arthropoda; Insecta; Hymenoptera; Braconidae
Source: the annotation of a GenBank genome assembly